This is a messenger RNA of Rubroshorea leprosula, 814 nucleotides long. The record is from the annotation of a GenBank genome assembly. Lineage: Eukaryota; Viridiplantae; Streptophyta; Magnoliopsida; Malvales; Dipterocarpaceae.
ACCUAAUCAAUGACUCACUUGGCACGUGGCUCGAUAAAGUUACAACUAGAUAAGCACAAGAAGUUUCUUCUCCACAAUUCAGAGAACCAAAGAAGAUCAUACCUUCAAGUUUCAUGUAUGCUUCAGCAAGGCAGAUGGGACAUGGUUGGCUUGUUUUGGUCGGGAUCGUGGGAAUGAUAUUCGUGCUUGGAUUUGGACAAGUUGCAGCACAAGGGGAAGUGGGGGAACCGGCAUCUAGCUUACUCUGCAUCAGUGAAUGUGAGACCUGUCCGGUGAUUUGCUCUCCAUCACCAGAGCCACUAGUGACCAUAUACGCACCACCUUCACCACUACUGACGCUAUACCCACCACCUCCACCGCUACUGACGCCAUACCCACCUCCACCUCUACUGAAGACAUACCCACCACCGCCAGUUCACCACUCAACUCCACACUCACCACCACCACCACCACCAGCACCUUCUUCAUACCCUUAUGGUGGUACUCCACCUCCUCCCAAGUACUCCGGCAUUCCAUAUCCAUAUUAUCAAGGGCCACCAUAUGUAGGACCCCAUCAGUACCCCUAUCCUUACUACUACUUCUAUUCUUCAGAGGCUUCCUCUGUUUCCUUUUCAGGCUUCAUCUUGGCUUGUAUUGUUGCUCUUCUUCAUUAUUUUGCUGUUCAGUGGUGAAUGUUGUAAAAUUGUGGAGUGGUGAAUGUUGUAAAAUUGUGGAGUGUUAAAUGUAGAAAUUAAAAGCCUUUGUGCUGUUCAUAAAUCUGUGUAUUUUUACCCUUCCUUGAUUCUUCUAAACUUAAGAAAAUAACCUUGAUGUG